Molecule: messenger RNA, 2081 nt
Organism: Sus scrofa (pig)
Lineage: Eukaryota; Metazoa; Chordata; Mammalia; Artiodactyla; Suidae
Source: RefSeq, a predicted model, not a curated record
GAGUUCAAUGAAUUUCUUGGUUUAUAGUUUUCAUCAAAUUUUGAAAGUUUCUGGCCAUUAUUUCUGCAACAUUUUCCUCCUAUUCCCUCCGUUCUCCUUUCCUGCAGGGACUUCUGUAGGCAUGUAUUAGGUCACUUGAAGUUGUCCUACAGCUUAGUGAAGCUCUGCUAAAUUUUUAAAAAAUAUUUUCUUUUAUCUCUGUGUUUCAUUUUGGGUAGUUUAUAUUGUUAUAUGUUCAAGUUCACUAAUCUUCUCUUUCACAAUUUCUGAUUUGUUAUUAAUCCUUUCUAAUAUAUUUUUAGUUCAGACGUUUUAGUUUUCAUUUCUAGAAGUUUGAUUUUGGUCUUUAAAGAAUAUCUUUUACGUCUUUACAGAUCUGCUUUAAAAACACAGCUAUAAUGACUGCUUUAAUGUCCUUAUACAUUAAUUCUAAUAUCUAUGUCAGUUAUGGGUGGUUUAAAUUGAUUGAUUUUUCUCUGCAUUAUGGGUCAUAUUUGGCUGCUUCUUGGCAUGGCUGAUAAUUUUUCAUUGGAUUCCAGACAUUAUAAAUUUUACCUUGCUGGGGACUGGAUAUUUUUAAGUUCUACAAAUAUUCUUCAACUGUGUUCCGAGAGCCUGUUAAGUUAUUUGGAACCAGUCUGACCCUUUCAGAUCUCCCUUUUAAGAUUUGUGAGGUAGGAUUUAAGCAGUAUUCAGUAUAGGGCUAACUUAUUUCUGACUACUGAGGUAAGACCUUUCUGAAUACAUUACCUUAAUGCCCCAUGAAUUAUAAGUUUUGUCAGCCUGGCAGGUGGGAACAAAUUCUGUAUCUGGCUCCAUGUGACCGCUGGGUACUGCUCCUUCUAAUCUUUUCAAGUGGUUCUUCUUCCUGUCUGAGAACAUUUCCCCACAUACUGUGCUGGUCAGUAUCUUGGUGAAUACUUGAGGAGACCCCUUUGCAGCUCUGCAGCACAGAAUUCUGUCCUAUACUCCCUGAAUCUCAGCUCAACUUCCCCAUCUCAGGGAAUCUGCGGGCCUCACCCCUGGAGGCCUCUCUCUGCUCUGUGCCCUGGAUCUCUCUCAAGACAGUAAACUGGGGCAACUGCAGGGCUCACCUCAUUUUCUCCCCUUCUCUCAGGGAUCACUGUCCUUCAUUGCCUGAUGUCCAAUGCCUCGAAAACCAUGGUGUCAUAUAUUUUGUCCAGUUAUUUGGUUGUUUCAGAUGGGAUGGUGAAUUUAGCCCCUGAUUUCCCAUUUUGGUCAGAAGGGAAUAUUUAACUGAAUCUAUAUCAUAUUAUUUGAGCCCAGUUCCUUACCUAUAUAGUGUAUCAAUUAUGUUUCAUAUACAUUAUAUAAUAUUGCUCUUUUAAUGGGAGAUGGAUGAAUUACAUUAAAAUGUUUAAGAUAAAACAUUUCACUCUUUCGGAAAUACUUUUUCAGAGUCAGUUAAAGGGAAACUGUUACCACAGGUUUGCUUUAUCAAGAAUCAGGAAGUUCUAUGAGAUCAGCAUUAGAUUAUAAAAAAUGUUGUUCUGAGUAGGAGACUAUAUAUUUUAGUAUUCGAGUGGGGAACACACGGUCAGAGUUGUCUUGCUGGCUUAGCAUUGAGCUACAUUAUCUGAUGUAAUGUCAGCUAUUAAUGAUACAAAUACAAAUACUUUGCCAUUAAACACUCGCAUUGCUUUAGCAUUUUUAAUGAGCUUGCUAGCUCUUGUUAUAAUGCUAGGAAAUGCUGUGGUCAUUUUAGCUUUUGUGGUGGACAAAAACCUUAGACAUCGAAGUAAUUAUUUUCUCCUUAACUUGGCUAUUUCUGACUUCUUUGUUGGUAUCUUACAGAACUCAGCACACUGGGAUCUUGAAGAUUGUGGCUCUGAUGGUGGGCGUCUGGGUGUUGGCCUUCUUAGUACAUGGGCCAGUAAUUCUAGUUUCAGAGGCUUGGAAGCAGGGGAAGCAAGAUUGUGAACCUGGAUUCUUAAAGGAAUGGUAUGUCCUCGCCAUCACGUUAUUCUUCGAAUUCCUGGCCCCAGUCUUGUUAGUAGCUUAUUUCAACCUGUAUAUUUACUGGAGCCUAUGGAAGCGUGGUCAUCUCAGUAGGUGCCAAA